AUGAGCAGCAGCAAGUGGAACAUCAGGAAAACAUCAGAGAAAGGAGACAAAGAAUGGACGCGACAUCUUCUCGCCACCAAAACUUUGGUGACGGACUCGUCGUUCGCGUUUACAAACACACUCGUCUCUUUACUCGUCCAAUCGAUUCUAAUUGUUCUGUUAUGUUCUUUGAUUGCGUUCGUGUUGACGCUAAAGAAAAAGAGGCAGAGAUACAAGAGAGAAUUGAAAGCGAGAAAAUUAGUGAAAGACAGCAUCAAUGCCGAGUUCACGACGGUCGAAUCAGGUUCGUUCGAGUGGAUUAAUCUUUUGUUGCGACACCAAUACAAGUGCGUUCUGAGUCAAAUUGCGGACGAGCACGCGAAACGCGUGGCGGUUGAUAUUCUUAAAACGGUAAACAAUAAUACCGAUAUUAACGCGGCGGAAAAGAAGAAGAACAAGAAGCAUUCGUUCAUCGGCGAGGUGAGUUUAGAAGAUUUCUCGCUGGGAACGACGCCACCGACCGUUAACUUGUACGUUGCGAGGUACAAUCCCAAAGCGGACUACGUGCAGUUUGAGUGCGAUUUCGAUUGGGAUACGAACGCGUCGCACGCGAGAAUACAAGCACAAAUAAAGCCUGGAAUGUACUUGAAAAGUCUAAACGUCCCAGUCCACAUUACUAACUUAUCCAUCCACGGUAAACUCAUCAUGGGAAUGCGUCUGGUAUCGAGGGAACCGGGCGUUUCCGGCGUCGAUGUGUCCUUCAGAGACACACCCACCGUAGAUGUUUCCGUUUCGCCCAUGGGUCUGCCCGUCUCCGAUAUUCCUGGUUUACACGAUUGGGUCAUUUCAUUCAUCCAAAGCGCGAUACAAAAAGAUUUCGUAGAGCCGAGACGAAUGUACGUAGACGUGGAGCACACGUAUAUGAAAAUUGCAAAGAAGGCGCAGCUCGAAAAUUCAAACGGGAUACUCGUCGUCAGAGUCAUGAAGUGCACGAAUCUCGUAAACAGAAACAUUAGCUUUGGGUACCCGUACGCGUCGAUCUCGUAUCGCGGCCGAAAGGCACGAACGGCUACGAGGCCGUGGUCGAAAAGAAUUGAAUGGGGAUCGAGACAUGAAUUUGAUUUGCCGGCUUUUGAUGACGGCAACGACGACGCCGAGGACAAUGUAAUUAGCAACAACGCGUUGAAUAGGAUAAGUUGCGGGGAAGUGAGCGUCAAAAUACUCGACCGAACGAUAGUUGGAUCGAUCCUCAAAAUCGGGGAAGCGACGUUCAAAGUCAAUCGCUCGAAAGUUGUGAAUGGGAAAAAGUGCGACCGCGAAGCUGGCAUGCAACGCGUAGAUAUAGAUUUAGACGUACACGGAGCGAGCAACCGACACAAAAAAGCACAAAUAACAAUAGAAUGGGAAAUCGUCGAUGCAAAUAUAAACGAGCAACCGACACAACGCGAUUCUUCGGGCGAUAAUAAAUACGAUUCGGACGCAGAAAGCGACGCAAGUGAAGACGCUUUUGACGACGCAGAAAAGACGGGCGUACUUGACGGUGAUUAUGAGGAGGAAAAAGUGAACAACGACGCGACAACGACGAGGACGAUAGAAGACUUCAACAAAAGCGCGUCGUCGAGAGAAAAUGAGAACGCGUCGUCCCUUUUAUCAUCAAGUGGUAAAGCGAUAUCGCCUUCGAGACGACUUUUUCGCGCGACUGGAUCGGAUUUGAUGGACUCGACGCCGACUUCGGCGACGAUUAAAGCGUUUUCAUCCUCGAAUUCUCCCUCGGUCGCGUCGACGACUUCACAUUUGCUGCACACGGCAAAAUUGCAACGCAUGUUGAAGGAUGAACGCGAUCGAUUCAACGAUAAAAUUUUAGAUCUGAAGCAAGAAGUAGAAGACGCGAGGGAAGAAGUCGAAUUAUGGCGAGAGCGUCGAAGCUCCGAGCUACGUCGAGCUAUUCUCGAGGGCGCAGUAUUUAUUUCGCACACGAAAUACAGGAAACUUGGGUUACGAAGAAGGGAGCGAUAUCGCUUUUACUACAACACGACGAAUAAUACUCUGAACUGGACUUCGCCGUCUUCAAAGUUUUGGUUCUUCUCGCAACGACGACAAACUUUAUUAGCCGAGGGUAUCGCUGACGUUCAAACUGGCUUCGACAAUUAUACAAUCGGUCAAAAUAUAGAGAAAAUGACGAGUGGAAAUAAAGGGCGAAUGAAAGCUGAGAGAGCGACGCACGGGUUAAAUCCAAAGCGAUGCUUUUCAAUCAUACUCCGAGAAACGACGGAACACGGGAGACAAAUGCAAGGUAACGAGAACGAGAGCGUUCAAGCGGCGUCAAAGGGCAGCGCAAACGACGCCAGAAACCUUGAAAAAUUGCGCGCGGAACGUUUGUAA
This is a messenger RNA of Bathycoccus prasinos, 2361 nucleotides long. RefSeq lists its product with no specific name. Bases 1 to 2361 code for a protein of 786 amino acids. Gene Ontology annotation, molecular function: lipid binding. The record is from RefSeq and is a predicted model, not a curated record. The transcript has 2 exons. Lineage: Eukaryota; Viridiplantae; Chlorophyta; Mamiellophyceae; Mamiellales; Bathycoccaceae.